Helobdella robusta is the source of this 549-nucleotide messenger RNA. RefSeq lists its product as hypothetical. NCBI's taxonomy places the organism in Eukaryota, Metazoa, Annelida, Clitellata, Rhynchobdellida, Glossiphoniidae. Gene Ontology annotation, molecular function: cyclin-dependent protein serine/threonine kinase regulator activity. The record is from RefSeq and is a predicted model, not a curated record. Gene Ontology annotation, cellular component: cytoplasm; nucleus; cyclin-dependent protein kinase holoenzyme complex. Bases 1 to 549 code for a protein of 182 amino acids. The transcript has 3 exons. Gene Ontology annotation, biological process: mitotic cell cycle phase transition; regulation of cyclin-dependent protein serine/threonine kinase activity.
AUGAUAAUAAUUAUCAAAUUGUGGGAACCAUUUCAAUUUCAAAUUUAUUUAACUCCAAUAACGUUGACAAAAUUUUCAAAAGUAAGCAAGUUGAACGAACCUUGCACUGAACAGGAGUGGGAGUGCAGAGAGAACUUCAGGCAGAACAUCCUGAGUGACAACGAGGAGUUGAGCGCCAGGUCCAGAAGCAUCCUGGUCGAUUGGAUCAUACAAGUUGCUAGCCACUUGCAACUGCUGCCUGAGACAUUGGAACUGAGUGUGAGCAUGAUCGACAGGUACGUGGCGCGCGAGGCAAUCCCGCUGAGCAAGUUUCAACUGCUGGGCAUCGUGGCCGUUCUUGUGGCCUGCAAGUAUGAAGAGAGGAGUGCUCCAGAGGUGAGGGACCUGACUUACUUGACGGAGAACUUGUAUACGUUCGACCAGGUCAUCAACUUCGAAGUUCAACUUCUGAGAACACUUCACUUCCAGGCUGGUUCUCAAUCAUAUAAGAUUAACACAACAGCAUUAAUUAACGAAGUUAAAGUUAAGGUUAAAUUGAUGUUACUAUGA